Neopsephotus bourkii (Bourke's parrot) is the source of this 1509-nucleotide messenger RNA. RefSeq names its product inositol polyphosphate-1-phosphatase (gene INPP1). The transcript has 4 exons. Gene Ontology annotation, molecular function: inositol-1,4-bisphosphate 1-phosphatase activity. Gene Ontology annotation, biological process: phosphatidylinositol phosphate biosynthetic process. The coding region runs from base 74 to 1282 and encodes 402 amino acids. NCBI's taxonomy places the organism in Eukaryota, Metazoa, Chordata, Aves, Psittaciformes, Psittacidae. The record is from RefSeq and is a predicted model, not a curated record.
GCCAGGCAGGAGGUGGGAGGCCACGUCACCGCAGUGCCACGUCCCCUCAGGCCCGUGUCCCCCAGCCCUGGCCAUGGCUGGGCUGCUCCAGGCCCUGGUGAGUGCCUCAGAGAAGGCUGCGGAUAUCGCCCGGCUGUGCCGGCGGGAGCAGCCGCUCUUCCAGCUCCUGGUGGCCGAGAAGACAGGACCCGACCGGAACCGGAGGUUUCUGCAGGACUUCAAGACGCUGGCGGAUGUCCUCAUCCAGGAGGUCAUCAAGCAUGACCUGGGGAGGGAGUUCCCAGAGCUGCAGGGCCACAUCCACGGCGAAGAGUCCAGCGAGUUCAGGAGCCCUGAGGGGGAGAUGGUGACGGUGCGGGUGUGCGCCACGCCGAGGGACACGGCAGCGCUGCUGCUGGCGGUGCUGGGGCCUGAGCACGAGGCCGCGGAGCUGCUGUCGGACGCUGUGCACCGGGACGUGGCACUGGCAGAUGCGGCGUUGGCUGGCGUGGAGCUGAGCAUCCCCCCUCAGGACCUGGCCAUCUGGAUAGACCCCAUCGACUCCACCAACGAGUACAUCCGUGGGAGCGAGGAUGUGAGCCCCGUCGAUGGCAUUGCUCCGGCUGGGCUGUGCUCAGCACUGGUGCUCAUCGGCGCCUACAACCGGCACACGGGCUGCCCCGUGCUGGGCGUCAUCAACGAGCCCUUCUUCCAGCGGCACUCCGAGACGCACAGGUACCGGCACCAGGGGCAGCACUGGGGUGAGCGGGACCCCACUGGUGCCUGCACUGAGGGUCCCCGUCCCCACAGGUGGCAGGGCCGGUACCACUGGGGCGUCGCUUAUGGGGACACGCGGCUGAGCUCACUGAGCCCCCCAGGACCGUCGCUGGUGCCACGCGUGGUGCUGAGCCGCGCUGAGGCGCCAGCAGUGCGGGCGGCGCUGAAGCCUCUCUGCGGCGGGCGCCUGCUCUUCGCUGCCGGUGCCGGGUACAAGCUGCUCUGCGUCAUCCUCGGGCUGGCGGACGUCUACGUGCUCUCGGAGGGCAGCACCUUUGCCUGGGACGCCUGCGCUCCUCACGCCAUCCUGCGUGCCCUGGGCGGGGGGAUCGUGGCCUUGGCAGGGGCCUUGCAGGCGCGGCGAGCAGGGGGCAUCGGGACCCCCCCCGAGCUGGUUUACAACCGCCCCAUAGACGGGGCAGAUGGGGCUGAGCGCUGGGCAAACUGCGGCGGCCUUGUGGCCUACGUGGACCCCCAGCACCUUGAGGCCGUGCUGGCCACGCUGGACACCGUGCUGGGGCUCUGAAAGCAUGGGGGCCAGGGGUGUGGGUCACAGGGUGGCAGGACCAGGGUACAGGGUGUCUGGGACCAAGGGUGGUGGGUCACUGGGUCGUCAGGUCAUAGAGUAUAGGACGUCAGGGACCUCUGAGUGCAGUGUAUGAGGUGUCUGGUCCCUCAGGGUGCAGCUUAUGGGGUGUCAGGGACCUCUGGGUGCAGGCUUUGGCGUUUCCAGGGGGUGGACCAAGGGUGGCA